Anarrhichthys ocellatus (wolf-eel) is the source of this 1834-nucleotide messenger RNA. It is a transcript of the gene socs4, whose product is annotated as suppressor of cytokine signaling 4. Gene Ontology annotation, biological process: intracellular signal transduction; phosphatidylinositol phosphate biosynthetic process. NCBI's taxonomy places the organism in Eukaryota, Metazoa, Chordata, Actinopteri, Perciformes, Anarhichadidae. The coding region runs from base 77 to 1267 and encodes 396 amino acids. The transcript is spliced from 2 exons. The record is from RefSeq and is a predicted model, not a curated record. Gene Ontology annotation, cellular component: phosphatidylinositol 3-kinase complex. Gene Ontology annotation, molecular function: 1-phosphatidylinositol-3-kinase regulator activity.
UGUGCAGUGAACAACUGGUCGUAACAUUGAUGUGGAUGUCUGACACUGUUUGGAAGAGUAAGAAGAGGAAGCAGCCAUGUCAGAGAAGAAGCCACGAGGCUCGGACACGCGACCCAAAUCUGGCCUCCGCAGUUGGAGUGCAGACAGUUAUGUUUGGCGGCGGAAGAAACGCUCCCGGAGCUCUCGCAACGGGUCGAGUCCCGGAGGGCUGGAGGCGGAGGGAACGGAGGAGCUGGGCGUGCGGUCGACAUCCUGUCCGAGGCGGCGCAGAGAGAGAAAGUGUAGCUGCUGCGCUCUCGGCGACGCAUUGACGUCCGCAGACAUUGAUGUGGUGUGUCGGAAGGCCUUGUCCCGACGCUCUCUGCGGCAGAAGUUUCAGGAUGCUGUGGGCCAGUGUUUUCCUCUGCGCUCUCACCAUCAUCACCACCAUCAUCAUCACCACCUUCCAUCGGGAUCCUCGCGACCCUUCUCGGUGCUCUUCUGGUCCAAACGCAAGAUCCACGUCUCAGAGCUCAUGCAGGACAAGUGUCCCUUCUCGCCCAAAUCCGAACUGGCCCGAUGUUGGCACCUUGUAAAAAAUAACACCACCCACCCAAGUGCCCUCAAGGACAUGGAGGCUCCCCUCAAACCCAAUGUCUCAUCCUCUUCUACCUCCACGCCACAGACACCUCUCUCCUGGGAGGACAUCUGCUGCUCUCCUGGGCCUGGAGGCACUAGUCUGGAGGACUGGGACCCUUCUUGUCCUCACGGGGGAGCAGAGGGCAGCUGUGGCCACACCGACUACAUCCUGGUCCCGGAUCUCCUCCAGAUCAACAACAGCUCCUGUUACUGGGGUGUGUUGAACCGCUUCGAGGCGGAGGAGCUGCUGGAGGGCAAACCGGAGGGGACGUUUCUGCUCCGGGACUCUGCCCAGGAUGAGUUCCUCUUCUCGGUCAGCUUCCGUCGCUACAGCCGCUCCCUGCACGCACGCAUCGAGCAGAACGACAAGCGUUUCAGCUUCGACGUGCGCGACCCGUGCAUGUACCGGGACCCCAGUGUGACAGGACUGCUGAGGCACUACAGCGACCCGGCCACCUGCCUCUUCUUUGAGCCUCUCCUCUCCCAGCCGCUACCAAGGUCCUUCCCUUUCACCCUCCAGCACCUCUGCAGGGUUGUGAUCUGUAGCCGCACCACCUACCAGGGCAUAGACAACCUGCUGCUGCCUCCUCAGCUCAGGGACUACCUCCAACAGUACCACAUCAAGUGUGAUGGGGCCUGCGCUGUGUGACAUGUCCAAAGCAGGCCUCAUACCGUGGAGGGGCAAACAAAGGCAGGAUCUCUUGGCAAAGAGGCCGUUUGAAUUUCAAGUAGCUUCGCUGUUGCAGAUCUUUGAGGUCUAAAAGGUGCAGAACUGGAGAGUUCUUUAAGGUCUUUGUUGAUCUUGAUCUUCAAACAGAUCCAUAUACUGUGGGAACACAUGGACGUAAUGCGUCUUCUUUCAGUGUUAAGGAAGGAUUUGAAACCUUGGAUCUUGACAGCGUCUGGAGACAAGUCAAGAUACGCUGAGAAACCUGUAAUGAAGCAAACAUUCUCCAGAACACUUGCCUUAAUAUCCUUAAUGGUGUAAAGAUUCUCACAAAGACAUUAAACUUUAACCCUCAUUUUCUUUGUGGAAUAUUGACUUCUGAUGUUGGAGCAUUUCCCCCCUUUGAUUUCAAGUCAAUCUGUUGGAAAUCAUGUGGGCAUCUAUGAUCUCUAGAGGCCACUAGAGGAACUGCACCUUUUCUGAUUUCAAUGGCUGAGUGGAGUAAUAAUAAUGAUAAUACAUUUUAUUUGUAUAGCGCUUUAAAAGGUA